Spizellomyces punctatus DAOM BR117 is the source of this 1107-nucleotide messenger RNA. RefSeq lists its product as uncharacterized. Gene Ontology annotation, molecular function: water channel activity. The transcript has 5 exons. NCBI's taxonomy places the organism in Eukaryota, Fungi, Chytridiomycota, Chytridiomycetes, Spizellomycetales, Spizellomycetaceae. Gene Ontology annotation, cellular component: plasma membrane. Gene Ontology annotation, biological process: transmembrane transport. The coding region runs from base 1 to 1107 and encodes 368 amino acids. The record is from RefSeq and is a predicted model, not a curated record.
AUGACGGAACUCCAAAAGAUUUCCUCCCCGACGACGGAUUAUGCCGUUGACAUUGAGCGUCGGGGAUUAACCUCCGUGGCCCCAGACGACGACGAAAUCGCACCUUUUGAUGAUUUGAAUGAUGCACCCGGCAAGUUCAGCUGGAAUCCUCUGGAGUGGAUUAAAGAAUUCCAACAGGACUGGAGGGAAUUCUCAUGGGCAAUGACAGAGAAGAGGCGGGUGCUUCUCCGUGCAGUCUUUGGUGAAGGCCUCUGCACAUUUCUCUUCCUUUUCAUUGUUGAAGCCGUGGCAGUGAACAAUGGCCGACAAGAACAACCUGAAAAUCUAACGCUCGGAGCUGUCGCAACCGCUUUUUGCAGUAUUGCUUUGAUUUACUCUUUUGCGGAUGUGUCUGGUGCCCAUUUCAACCCUGCUGUAACAUUUGCGACUAUGGUGACUGGAAAGGUUUCAUUGCGGAAAGGUCUUGCGUUUAUUUCAAUCCAGCUGUUCGCGUCCAUCUUUUCGGUUGUGGCACUUCUUAUUGUCUUCCCGGGCCCUCACCCUGGAUAUAGCAGCAUCCCGGCCUCUGUUGUGGUCGACAUUGACUCGAGCGCGCAUUUGGCUCAAGCGUUUUUCAUGGAAGUGAUCUUGACGUUUAUCCUCGUUUACGUGAUUUUUGCAACGGCUUUUGAUACUGUUGAUACAUCGAACGAAGUCAAGGUCAAGGCAAAGGGCGCAGGGGGAUCCGCAGCCGCACAAGCAGAUGACAAGUCGGUUGGGCGCUACUUGACCAUUUACACCACUUCUGGUACCACCAAAGCUGGGUUUGCUCCGUUUGCCAUCGGCUUUACACUUGGAUUCCUCGGCCUCAUUGGCGGUUCCGUGUCCGGAGGUGCCUUCAACCCCGCCCGUGCAUUUGGUCCCGCCCUUCUGUCUGGACACUGGAAUAAUCAUUGGGUGUACUGGUUGGGCGAUUUUAUUGGGGCUGCGCUGGCUGGUUGGGCCCAGCACUUUUUCGCACACGAGGCUGUCCAGCAUUCUGGUGCAAGUGCCAAGACAAAAAAGGGAGCGGAGAAUGAGAGGGUUGAGGAGGCACAAAAGGCGGCAAGGGCUGGUGAUCUCUCUUGA